ACUACGCAAUAUGGGUCAGCCACUUUCUGGAACAGCAACCCGGAAGACAGAGACCCGGCCUAUAGCAUAAUGUAUAUACAGCACGAACCUAGUUAUACCUUCAUUCUAAUAUUCUUUGUCGCAGGGAGGACAUUUACAUACUACACCACUCACUUCGGAAGUAUAAACGGCAUUCGAAAACGCUAACGAAAUGAAUAUCAAAAUCUUCCUAGACUGGGUGCUGGUGAUUGCGCUGGUCAUUCUCUCCAAGAUUAACAAAUGGAGAGUCAGUUUUAUCACGCAUGGAUCACAAGAGCCGCUGACAUUCCUGCGUGAACCUCACGACUCCCUUGCCGCCCAAUUUGGAGAUGAGAUUAAGUUGGAAUGUCAGACUUUACAGGACGAUACUCAAAUAAACUGGUAUCAUAACACCGUGCGUGUGAACCCCGGUGGGCGCCCUCUGCCAAACAGCCUGGUCAAAGUCGAGGUCAUCAACAGGCUAAGUCGUCUAGUCAUCAGGAAGCUGACCCCAGACCUCCAGGGGCGCUAUCAUUGUAAAGCUUUCAACAAAAACGCAGCGGUCAGGAAAGGUGCCUGGGUCAAUUUCACCACUUCUGGGAGUUGCUCAAAUGGGAAUCAAGAAGAAGACGGCGGAAACUACAUAAAGAAAUCUGGUGACCCUUUCUCCUUGAAUAACACGGAGAGAGGUGUAAAGAAGUUUAUAUGGACGAAAUCCAGUUCAGAGAACUCAUAUAAGUUAACAUACUUCAACGAAAAAAAAGAACCGGUGGGGCAGAAUAGUUCGAAUCACGUCCAAGUUUCACCAAAUGGUUCGCUGAGUAUUGCCUCCUUGAAUAUUCUGGACCAGGGAGGCUGGACGUAUAUGACUGCGGACUCUAGCGGCUGCAUGAAACAGACCAAGUACCACUUGGAAAUAGUGUCUUCGGAAGCUGACGUUUGCGGCAGGUCCGACAGAUAUAUCCAGGAAGUUGAUGAUGAAAAAGUGAACACAGAUGCUGGGGUGGUCAGUCAGAUUGUUGGUGGAAAAGACGCGGAGAAAGGGUCGGCACCAUGGUUUGUAGGUCUCUGCAGGACGGACAAGCCGAAAGUUUACUGUGGUGGGACACUGAUAGGCAAAAAGUGGGUCGUUACAGCAGCCCAUUGUCUCUACAAGGGAAAGCCUAAUAAAAAAUUGAUCCCCUCGAAAGAUGUGUCGAUAAGAGUAGGGAGCCACUCGCCAGAUUGUGACAUAAAUGAAAAUAUUCCCAUCAGCCGUGUGAUAAGACAUCCAAAAGAAAAUAUAAUUAACAACGAUUACGACAAUGAUAUCGCGAUCUUAGAGCUAAGUGUGCCUGUGGGGAAUUACUCAGACUCGAUUAAGCCAGCCUGUCUGGAGAAGAGCAGCUUUUAUUCGGAAGAAGAUGUAUACAAGCAGGGGAAAGUGGGCACGAUUGUCGGUUUGGGGAGACUUGACGAAAAAAACCAAGGCGGUGCUAAAACGCUACAGACGGUGGACGUUCCAAUUGUUGCUCAAGCACAAUGCAGAAGUGCCACAUCUUAUCACUUUGGUAAAAACACAACGAUAUGUGCAGGUGUCCCAGAGGGCGGGAAAGAUGCAUGUCAAGGCGACAGUGGCGGUCCCUAUACCAUGAAGCUUCGAGAACGGACGUUCCUGGUGGGUGUAAUCAGUUGGGGGAAAGGGUGUGCCCGAAAAGGAAAGUACGGAUACUAUGUGGAUGUGGGGAAAUAUUACGACUGGCUACUUCAGGAGACGACUGGUGGUGGUGGACCAGCAACUGUAGCUCCAACAGACUACGUCUACUACGUCGACUACUGACAGGACUAGUUUU
This is a messenger RNA of Lineus longissimus, 1829 nucleotides long. RefSeq names its product coagulation factor IX-like. The transcript has 10 exons. Gene Ontology annotation, molecular function: serine-type endopeptidase activity. The record is from RefSeq and is a predicted model, not a curated record. NCBI's taxonomy places the organism in Eukaryota, Metazoa, Nemertea, Pilidiophora, Heteronemertea, Lineidae. Gene Ontology annotation, biological process: proteolysis. The coding region runs from base 191 to 1816 and encodes 541 amino acids.